Molecule: messenger RNA, 401 nt
Organism: Vanessa tameamea
Lineage: Eukaryota; Metazoa; Arthropoda; Insecta; Lepidoptera; Nymphalidae
Product: U6 snRNA-associated Sm-like protein LSm6
Exons: 3
Coding region: 73-312 (79 amino acids)
Biological process (GO): maturation of SSU-rRNA; mRNA splicing, via spliceosome
Cellular component (GO): U4/U6 x U5 tri-snRNP complex; nucleolus; sno(s)RNA-containing ribonucleoprotein complex
Molecular function (GO): RNA binding
Source: RefSeq, a predicted model, not a curated record
CUAAAAUAAAAGUAAACUUAAUACCAUUAGAAUAUUUAUAUUUAAAUAAAAAUACAGUAAUCUUUUAUAAAAAUGAGUCGUAAAGAAGCACUUUCUUCCUUUAUUCAACAAAUCCACGGUCGUCCGGUGGUAGUGAAACUUAACAGCGGCGUCGAUUAUAGAGGAGUUCUUGCAUGUUUGGACGGAUACAUGAACAUAGCAUUGGAGCAAACUGAAGAAUAUGUAAACGGCCAGCUUAAGAACAAAUACGGAGACGCAUUCAUUCGAGGGAACAAUGUCCUUUACAUAAGUACACAGAAAAGAAGAAUAUAGAUGUUUUUUAUUAUAUAAAAAUUAUAAAUAAGUCUUAAUUUAAAAAAAAAGCUGAACUUUGUUAUUUAAAUAAAAUAUGAUGUACAGCA